Messenger RNA from Drosophila busckii, 1857 nucleotides. RefSeq names its product alkylated DNA repair protein alkB homolog 8. Gene Ontology annotation, biological process: tRNA wobble uridine modification. The coding region runs from base 1 to 1833 and encodes 610 amino acids. The transcript has a single exon. NCBI's taxonomy places the organism in Eukaryota, Metazoa, Arthropoda, Insecta, Diptera, Drosophilidae. The record is from RefSeq and is a predicted model, not a curated record. Gene Ontology annotation, cellular component: cytoplasm; nucleus. Gene Ontology annotation, molecular function: S-adenosylmethionine-dependent methyltransferase activity; tRNA binding.
AUGCACGUUGCGCAAAAAAUAAACAAAGCUACGAAGGUUGAAAAAAAACAACGCCGGUGCUUGGCCAUAAUAAAAGCUGACUAUAAUGUGCUGCCAAGUGAGGGGCCAAGCAUAUAUUUGGCAAUACUCAAUGUAGGCCUCAGCAAUGGACUCACUGAGGAGGCGUUGCUUAAAGCGGCAGCGGAAACAGGCGGACAAGUGACGCAAGUGAUAGUCUUACCCUCAAAGUCAUAUUGCUUUCUAAUGUGUGCGACAGUAGCUGAUGCGGAGUGUAUCUUUGAAGGCAUGCACAAUGUGGCAGCCAUAGGUCAACAAGGCGCUGUAGCUUACUUAAGCUACGUGAAUCGACUGCCCGAAGUGCAGCUGCAGGAGCAGCAAGCCUGGCAUAGAACGCUACCAAAUGGACUAGUGCUAUUGCCAGAUUUUGUAAGCGUCGAAGAGGAAGCAGCACUGCUAGAAGCGGUUACAGUGGAUACUGACUAUGCGCAGGAUAAGCUCAAGCAUCGCGUGGUGAAGCAUUUUGGCUAUGAGUUCAUCUACGGCAGCAACAAUGUAGAUGCGGAUAAACCCUUAGAGCAGCGUAUACCUACAGCAUGUGAUUUCUUGUGGCAGCGUUUGAGCUGCAACGAGGCCGUGCCCAAAAUUAUUCCGGAUCAGCUGACUGUAAACGAGUACGAGCCGGGACAGGGCAUACCUCCACAUGUAGACACGCAUAGCGCCUUUGUAGAUCCCAUACUAUCGCUUUCGCUGCAGUCGGACACAGUCAUGGACUUUCGUCGUGGUGCAGAGCUAGUGCAUGUGCAGCUGCCUAGGCGCUCCCUGCUUAUAAUGAGUGAUGAGGCACGCUAUGAUUGGACGCAUGGCAUUAAGCCUAAGCAUUCGGAUAUAGUGCCUACGCCGACUGGUAGUCUAACCACGCAGCAGCGCAGUAAGCGCACUUCGCUGACCUUCAGAAGAUUACGACGUGCGCCUUGUGAUUGCGCCUAUGCAACGCUCUGUGAUACGCAGCAAGCAAAGGCGCCCCAGGCAUUGGACGAAGCGCUUUCCACGCAUGCCACGGAAUUGGAAAAGCAGAAUGUGCAUGUGGUCUACGAUCAGAUAGCGCAACAUUUCAGCGAUACACGGCAUACGCCCUGGCCAAAAGUGACGGAGUUCCUGCAAAGCUUUGAUCCGCAUUCUGUCCUCUUGGAUGUAGGUUGUGGAAAUGGCAAGUACCUCAACUGCAAUACAGAGCUAUUCAGCAUAGGCUGUGAUCGCUCCUUGGGCCUCUUGGACGUCUGCCAGGGUCGAGGGCAACGCGUCUUUCGGUGUGACUGUCUUCAGCUGCCCAUCAGGUCAGAUAGCAUCGAUGGCUGCAUCUGUAUUGCCGUCAUACAUCACUUGGCCAGCAGGCAGCGACGUCUGCAAGCGUUGCGUGAAUUGACGCGCGUGCUUCGCCCCGGCGGUAGAGCUUUAGUCUAUGUCUGGGCUAAGGAUCAAUGUCGUAAUGAUCGCAAGUCCACGUAUUUGCGUCAGAAUAAAGCGGUGAACAAGCAACGCACCACGGAGCAGGCUCAACGCCAGCAGCUGUCAACGGAACUGCAGCAGUUAACCGUAAUGGAUAACUUGGAGGUUUCACUGCCGGUGCAUACCAAUCGCACCGAGUUCCAGCAGCAGGAUAUCUACGUGCCUUGGAAGACCAAAGGUGAGCAACGAACCACCUUUUUACGUUACUAUCACGUCUUUGAAGAGCAUGAACUGGAGCAAUUGUUAACUGAAGUGGACCAUGUGGUUCUUAGAAUAAGUUAUUAUGAUCAGGGCAAUCAUUGCGUGAUCUUUGAAAAGCGCAAAUGAGCGUAGUAAAUAUAUAAACCCCUA